AUGGGCCCGCGAAGCCGCCAGCGCCGGGCGGGAACGGUCCAGAGCACCAACGACAGCAGCUCCCUCAGCAAGCGAUCGCUAGCCGCACACGGAUACGUGCGCGAUGCCUUCGCGGCGUUGCUGGUCCCGGGGCCGGUGCGACGCACCCCGCUUAUCCACCGCGGCUAUUACGUGCGCGCGCGCGCCGUGCGUCACUGCGUGCGCGCCUUCCUCGAAUUCACUGGCGGGCUCCCGUCCCCGACCAGGGCGCAGAUCCUGUCCUUGGGCUCAGGCUCCGACUCGCUUUAUUUUCGUCUGAAAGCUGCGGGCCUCCUGGCCCGAGCCGCCGUCUGGGAGGUGGACUUCCCGGACGUGUCUCGGCUCAAAGCGAAGAGGAUCGAGGAGACCCCGGAGCUGUGUGCGCAGACCGGUCCUUUCAAGAUCGGGGACUCAGCGUCGACGCUGUGCUUUGAGAGCUCGGACUACCGCAUCCUGGGCGCUGACCUGCGGGAGCUCCAGCGAUUAGGGGAGGCCCUGGACAGCGCUGGCCUGGACAGCACCUCUCCCACGCUGCUCCUGGCCGAGGCGGUGCUGACCUACCUGGAGCCCUCCAGUGCUGCAGCCCUCAUCGCCUGGGCUGCCCAGCGUUUCCCCGACGCCCUUUUCGUGAUCUAUGAGCAGAUGAAGCCGAGUGAUGCCUUUGGUCAAAUCAUGCUGCAGCACUUUCGGCGGUUGCACUCACCCCUGCAUGGCCUGGAGCUCUUUCCAGACGUGGAGGCCCAGCGCCAGCGCUUCCUUCAAGCUGGCUGGACUGCCUGCAGCGCCCUGGACCUGAAUGAGUUCUAUCACCGCCUUCUCCCGGCAGAUGAGCGCCAGCGGGUCGAGACACUUGAGCCCUUUGAUGAAUUUGAGGAGUGGCAUCUGAAGUGUUCCCACUAUUUCAUCCUGGCAGCAUCUAGAGGAGACAUUCUGUCAGAAACUCCAGUGUUUCUGCCCUCAGAGGCUUCUUUUCAGAUAGAUCCUGCUUCGCCUUCAGGGUUUCUUUCUGCCAGAGUAGUCACUAGUGACCACCAGCACUCAAGCCUGAAGCGAUAUGGCCAUUCCUCUGUCCUCUUGAGCCCUGGCAUUAUUUUCAGUGCAGGAGGCUUUGGAGAACAAGAAGGACGACACUGCCGAGUGAGCAGGUUUCACUUACUCUCAAGAUCCUGUGACUCUGAGUGGAAAGGCUGCCAAUUAAGUACUUUGGGGACUGAAGGCCAGUGGGAUGGCCGCCUUUAUCACACCAUGACAAGGCUUUCAGAUACUCAAGUUCUGGUUCUUGGAGGGAGACUAUCCCCAGUAAGUCCAGCCGCUGGGGCUCUCCAACUUGAUUUAUACAAAAGUGAGGAUAAUUGUCCUGAGGGUCAGAAUGUAAGGGUAACAAAGGCUGCCUUGGAAGAAGAUCCCAUGUUGUCAUGUUGGCGACAUUCAACAACGGAAGUAUACUAUCAGAAUCAAAGAUACUUAUUUGUGUAUGGUGGCCGAAGUGUGGCGGAACCCGUACUAAGCGACUGUCGUUUUCUACAUGUAGAGACAAUGGCUUGGGUCAAAAUCCCAGUCCAAGGCACAUCACCUGAAGGUCGGCAUUCCCAUAGUGCCUGCAGUUGGCAAGGGGGAGCACUUAUCGCUGGAGGUCUUGGGGCUUCUGAGGAACCGUUGAGCUCUGUACUCUUUCUCAGACCCAUAUCCUCUGGCUUCCUCUGGGAAUCAAUAGACAUCCAGCCCUCCAUUACCCCAAGAUACUCUCACACGGCGCAUGUAUUUAAUGGAAAGCUGCUUCUGGUUGGAGGGGUCUGGAUUCAUUCCUCCUCAGUUCCUGGAGUGACGGUUAUCAGUUUGACCACAGGAUUGAGCUCUGAGUAUCAGAUCGACACAACGUCUGUGCCAUGGCCUUUAAUGUUGCAUAACCACAGCAGUGCCCUUCUUCCUGAGGAGAGGCAGCUCCUGCUUAUUGGAGGUGGAGGGAACUGUUUUUCCUUUGGUACUUAUUUCAACCCCCACACAGUGGCAUUAGAUCUUUCUUCCUUAAGUUCAGGGCAAUAAAGACUGGACUUGAUAUAUUCAGGAAUCAAGGAUGAAUUUGCUUGUAUUGCCACACUCCCAACACCUUUUUUCCUUACUGUACUAUUGAGCAUAGACCAUGAAAAGGAUGAUUAAAAUACAGACCAACAUUGAGUAUAAAAAUAAAGCAAGGAGUGGCAUAUGUCCUAGGGGCCUCAGCAUCAUGUGUCCAGUUUUCUGGGAUUCAUCCAAUUUUCAAGUCUUAGCCAUUUAUUGAGUCACAACAACUUUUAGCUUAAAAAAAAAAAAAAACCCAAACCUGGAUCUUAUGAUCCAGAUUAUAUUUUGGAAAAAGUUCCAUACAGAUCCUUGGCAAAAAUACACAGUUGAGUAUAGUUCAGUAAUAUAGUGUUGACCUGUUGCAAUGGACGAACAGUCUGAAAGGAACACUGCAGUCUAAAGACUUGUGCUUUUAGUUUGGACACAGAGAACUUUAACAAUGAGAAAAAGUACAACUUGGAAAUUGUGCUUUUGAUCACGUUUUUGCUAAUAUUUUAUAUUUAUCUAGCUUUAUAAGUGCUAAUAAACCAGACAUUUAAUGCCUUAAUUUUGUACCUGCUAUAAUGAAUGAUGCUUGUUCCAGAUCUUGUUCUACCUUUCAUUGUCAGCCAGACACUGUUCUGAGCCCCCAAGCAGCUUAGAUAGGCAGCAUCAAUCCACAAGUCAGAUAAGAAGUACUAUACUAUCACAAGUGCUAUAAGAAGAGGCUGUGUUUUUGUGGGGAUGGGGAGUAGGAAGUAAGCCACAGUAGUUGUGGCUCUUUCUCUGCCAGUCUACAGGUUGACAUUGUGCAUUCUGCCAAGGCCAUAGGUGCUGGCAUGUAACAUGUGGUAAGGCAGAACACUAAUACUACAUUGCUGUAUUGCUUAAGGUUGUUUUAGGAAUUGUUUCUUUUCCUUAACCCCCUCUGACCUAGCAGUUGUGCUGGCUUCUUAUUAGAGCUGAGCUGCAUUACCCAAUUCACUAUUAAUUACUUUUCUUGCUUUAUUGUAAAGAAACAGCAUGACCAAAGCAACUUAAGGAAGAGCUUAGUUGGGCUUUUGGUUCCAGAGAUAGACCAUCCUGGUGUGGUGGCUAGAAGCAAGACUGCUGAAAACUCAUAUCCUUUACCAUAAGCACAGAACAGCAACUUACAAAGAGAGGCCUUAACCUCUCAAAGCACCCCAACACACACACACACACACACAACUGCCUCAUUCCCACACAGUGACAUGCUUCCUUUAGGAAAGACACUUAAGCCUCUCCAAACAGCACCACCAUCUGAGGACCAAGCCUUCAAAUUCAUGAGCUGGUACACGGAAUUCCCAUUCAAACACCACAAGUAGCAAUUAGCAACUUGUGAAGAUUUAAAAGCAUGAAAGAAUCUUGGGAUUGUAGUGUAUCUUAUCUAAAGCCAUUAAAUUCCCCUCAGUUAUCUCUUAAAUGAUUAGACAAUCUGUCCCUAUUAAGUUUUGAAGAUAGUAAAGACAUUCUCUGAGUUUUUAGACCUAGUCUGUCAUGUGAGUUGUAUAUAACAUGAGCUUUGUCACCAAGAGGUAGUGGCUUGAUAGACCUGUUACACUAGUACAAUCCUGGAUAUGGUAGCAUCUUGAAAUUCUCUAAGUAUCCAGCUGAUUAUUAUUAACCAUUAAUCUUAACUUCUUAGUGGACUUUAUGACAUAGAGUCCCUGUUCUCUAAAUAUUUUUUUAUGACUUUGCACAUAAUAUGGAUGUGGAAGGUAGUUAAUAUAAAAACUGAGUAGGGGCGUAGAUGAACUUUCCUGAGACUUUAUAAUGGCCUUUUCUGGAAAACUCAUUGGUUGUGGCAUGAGUCUUGGCGUACAGGUCAGCAUCUGGCAAGGCUCUCAGUGGGCCAAGUGCUAGGUAAUUGCCUGUAGCAUGACAGAUAGGCUUCUUGUUUGUGAGUUUACCACACCUACGUCCAGCUUUCAGGAGCAAGUCCGAGGAGACCGAUUCAAAUUUGUGUUCUCACCUGUGUUGUAGAUAGUACCAGAAGUCAAAUCAGACCUGACUAAACUCAUUUCAUUCAGCAAUCAUUAUAAUUUCAUUACUGUGGGUAUAAAAAGGUAGAAGGAGGUCAUCCAGAGAGUGUUGGUGUGUGCCAGACCCAAAUCAGUGCAGCAGGGCCUAUUAUGUCAGGCAGCCCAUCAUGAGUAAUUGGGCCUGGACUUGUUUCUUCAAGAGAACUAACUUGUGUUUUCUGGAAGCAAUUAUAAGAUUUAGCAUGCUUUCCAACUUUAACCUCAUUUUUACCUCUUAAAACUCUUUUUUUGUUGUUGUUGUUUUUGUUUGUUUCUUUGAUUGGUUGGUUUUUGGAUUUGGAUUUUUUGAGACAGGGUUUCUCUGUAUAGCCCUGGCUGUCCUGGAACUCACUCUGUAGACCAGGCUGGCCUCGAACUCAGAAAUCUGCCUGCCUCUGCCUCCCAGAGUGCUGGGAUUACAGGCGUGCGCCGCCACUACCACCUGGCUUCUUAAAACUCUUGUUAAUUAGAAAGAACAUUUAGACAUUUUUAUCAGAGCAGCAUUCUGCAUGUACUGGAAAUAAAUGGUUGCUGGGUUAGUUUUAUUAAUGGCAGAUUUGCAACAGUUGAUGAAAUUAGAACACAACUUUUGAUUCUUUAUUGCAAUUUUUAAUAUUUUUGUUCUAAAAUUCUAUUGGGCUUUGGUAUAAUUUUGAGAGUUGUUUUUGUUUGUUUGGAUUUAUUUAUUUUAUGUAUAUGAGUACACUGUAGACAUACCAGAAGAGGGCAUCAGAUCCCAUUACAGAUGGUUGUGAGCCAUCUCUCCAGCCCCUGAGAGUUAUUUUUAGUGAUUUUUCCUUUCUAGGCCAGAAAAGCUAUUAAGGAAAGAGAAGAAUCUUUCCUCUGGGUCUCAUAAGCAGUGCAUCUUAUUAACAUAAAAGAACAAGAUGUGGGUCUGCAGAGAUGACUCAGCACUUAAAGAACACUAGCUGCUCUUCCAGAGGACCCAGGUUUGACUCGUAGCACCCACAUGGAGGCUCACAGUCAUCGGUAAUUCCGGUUCCCAGGGAUCCAAUGCCUUCUUCUGGCCUCCAAAUGCAUCAGGUACACAGAUAUACAAGCAGGCAAAACAUUUACAUUUGGCAGCACAUGUGCUAACAUUGGAAUGAUAGAGUGAAGAUAAGUCUGGGUCCCGUGCAAGGAUGACAUGAAAACCUGAGAAGCAACAAAGAACACACAAAACCCACAAUGAUUCAGAGGUUAAACUAACACUUCUUUGUCUGCCCUCAGUGUUUCAACUAAAUGUCCACUGUUGAGAGCCAGGCCAAUCCAAUUCUUUUCUUAGAGGCCCCAGGGAAAGGACAACAGGAACCUAGCUCUUUGUCAUUGCCCAAGAACAGACUUUGCAAAGCCAGUCCGGGGCUGGUGGCCAGGGCCUCAAAAGAGUUAAGGUUUUAGUUACUGGGCAUUUGGCUUCCCCUCUGUAGAGACUGGAGUUAGCUACCAGGCUGUCCUAAGGCUGACAUGUGCUAGGUCUGUAAGGCUCUUGAAACUCCCUGUGUUCCCUUUGUGCAACCUGCUUGAUUUGCUUCUGUUGACUUUGUCUGGUUGUAUGGUAUUCUCUGCAGAUUCUGAAUGUAGAUGCUAUUCUUCUGAAUAAAGCUUGCAAGUCAUCA
This is a messenger RNA of Apodemus sylvaticus (European woodmouse), 5716 nucleotides long. It is a transcript of the gene Lcmt2, whose product is annotated as leucine carboxyl methyltransferase 2. The transcript has a single exon. Gene Ontology annotation, molecular function: tRNA methyltransferase activity; protein binding. Gene Ontology annotation, biological process: tRNA methylation; wybutosine biosynthetic process. The record is from RefSeq and is a predicted model, not a curated record. Bases 1 to 2061 code for a protein of 686 amino acids. NCBI's taxonomy places the organism in Eukaryota, Metazoa, Chordata, Mammalia, Rodentia, Muridae.